Sinocyclocheilus rhinocerous is the source of this 1253-nucleotide messenger RNA. Its product is annotated as protein phosphatase 1H-like. NCBI's taxonomy places the organism in Eukaryota, Metazoa, Chordata, Actinopteri, Cypriniformes, Cyprinidae. The transcript is spliced from 7 exons. Gene Ontology annotation, cellular component: mitochondrion. Gene Ontology annotation, biological process: protein dephosphorylation. The record is from RefSeq and is a predicted model, not a curated record. The coding region runs from base 327 to 1253 and encodes 308 amino acids. Gene Ontology annotation, molecular function: [pyruvate dehydrogenase (acetyl-transferring)]-phosphatase activity.
UAACAUAAAUAGAGCUGCCCAGACAUCCUUUUACCUAGCAACUACCAUCAGCUCCCAGGCCAGCUGGGAGACAUAAUCCAUCCAGUACAUCCUAGAUCUGUUCGGGUUCUCUUCCCAAUAGGACAUGCCCGGAGAGAACCAUGAAACCAUGACUUCUGAUAUGGAGGUGUUGACCUUCAUCCCCACGGCUUCAUGCUCACUUACAGACUGACCCAAUAAGUGCUGUAAGUUACAGCCUGGUGAGGUCAUCAGGACAACAUCCUUGGAAGGGGUGUUCCAUGUUUUCAUACGGUCUUCUGGUGGAAUGACAAAAAAAAAAAAAAACUAUGGUGAUAAAUGCAGGUAAGAGUGCUCUGAAUGAGGACCAGGCAUGCUGUGAGGUUGUACUGGUUAAGAAGAAACCUAUAGGAUCCUUGACACCCAGAAAGCUGCCUACAAGUAGAAGGAGGUCGUCUCUUCCCAAUAGCGAUGGCAUGGGCAUGUUGGAAAAUAAUUACCUCUCACCAUCUACACAAAGCAAGAGAGAGCAGCUGACCAAGGAUGGUACACUCUCAGAAAAAAAGGAUUGUAUUUUUCCACAAGACUCAGAAGGGCUGGUCUUCCAUUACUGGGCUCUGUUUGAUGGUCACGCUGGCUCAGGAGCGGCAGUGGUGGCUUCCAGACUGCUACACCAACACAUUGUGGAGCAGCUCCAAGGUGUUCUGGAGGUCCUGACUAACUUGGCGUCUCUUCCCCCAACUGUAUUGGGUGAAGAACCCAACUACCAUCCAUCCCCAGGCACACAAAGGGCUCUCACCCGAGCUGCUUCCCUACGCGGUGCCACUGGUGCCCCUGGCUCUCCCUGCACCCCUCCAACACGGUUCUUUGUGGAGAAGAAGGUCCAACAUGAAAGCCUUGUGACUGGUGCCUUGGAGAAUGCCUUCAAGGAAAUGGAUGCCCAAAUCGAGACAGAGAAGGCUAUAUACAAUAUCUCUGGUGGCUGCACUGUGCUUGUAGUGGUCUUCCUGCUGGGAAAGCUGUAUGUUGCUAAUGCUGGAGACAGCAGAGCCAUUAUAAUUAGAAAUGGAGAGAUAAUUCCUAUGUCCACAGAGUUUACCCCUGAGUCAGACAGACAAAGUCUUCAGUUCCUUGGUUUCAUGCAACCCCAUCUGUUAGGAGGAGAGUUCACACACUUGGAGUUCCCCAGAAGGGUGCAACGAAAGGAGGUGGGCAAGAAGAUGUUGUACCGGGACUUCACAAUGACUGGCUGGUGA